Molecule: messenger RNA, 4022 nt
Organism: Ceratosolen solmsi marchali
Lineage: Eukaryota; Metazoa; Arthropoda; Insecta; Hymenoptera; Agaonidae
Gene: sp3
Product: phosphatidylinositide phosphatase spermathreecae
Exons: 13
Coding region: 633-3965 (1110 amino acids)
Biological process (GO): phosphatidylinositol dephosphorylation; regulation of endocytic recycling
Cellular component (GO): clathrin-coated endocytic vesicle; early endosome
Molecular function (GO): phosphatidylinositol-4-phosphate phosphatase activity
Source: RefSeq, a predicted model, not a curated record
UUAUUCAACAUAUCAGUGAUUAAAACACGUGUAUAAUAAUAAGAAACGAUGGAGAGGAAAGUAAUUGAAAACGAAAGUAUCACUUAGUAAAAGCGCUCUAUAUAAUAUACUAUAUAAAUAAUUUACUAAUGAAAGUAAUCAAGAGUACAAUACUUCUAUAUUUACGUAAAAAUACUAGCGAAAAGAAUUUAUAAAUUUAAAAAACGUUCUACAUAUAAAGUUAUUUUUAUUAAAAAAAUUUUUGACACUUUCUGUAACUAAAUUUUACGACCUAACUAUGCUUUUACGUAAUUUAUAUAGGAUGUGUUUAUAUUUAAUUUCUAACUAUUACAAAAAUCAAUACAAGUAUUACCUCAAAAUGGCACCUUGCUUCAUUUGUAGUAACAUUUACUUCCCCCAGAUUCUUUUGUUUUUCCCCCUCUUAAAUAUUUUGUUACCAUUGUUAUUCAACAAACAAAUUACAAAUGGGCUCUCAAACAAAAUUGAAUCGAUUGAACUUAAGUAAGUGGAAUCAGACAAAAAAACGAAGAUAUUUUUGCUAUGAAAAAAAUCAUCAAAUAAUAAGACAAUAAAACUUUUAAUUUAAAGACAAUAAAAAUUUUAAUCGCUAAGUCAAAUUUACUUACGACCAAAUGGAGCUCUUUCGAAGUGAUAAGCAUUUUAUCUUUGUAAAGGAAAAUUACAGUCUCUGGUGGGAUAAGCAAACAGGCAAAUUUUCUGCUGAAUCAGAUUGGGAAUGGGCAAACGCGAAUGAUUUAGAAUGCAUCGGUUUAUUUUAUGGAAUUAUUGGGAAAAUUGACCAGGCAAAUGUCUUGCAAACUCGUUUGGUGUUAAUUAAAGAAAUAACAGCAGUUGGAGAAUUGCAAGGUGGUCAUGCAGUUUAUAAAAUAAAGUCAGUUGCAUUUUUACAUCUUGGUUCAGAAAACUUUGAUAUAGAUUUGUUUCCUUGUUCGAAACAUCAAAAUGUACAUAAGAAUAAACAAAUAAGCAGUGGCUUAUUUGACACGCAAAAAACUAGCUUUGUGAAAACAUGGGAUACCAUAAAAAAUGCAACAAAUACUAUUAAAAAUACAACGCAACAGGCAGCUGCACUUGCUACAUCUCAAGUUAAAUUAACCGUUAUGAAAAAAACAGGUAUCAAGGAUAAAGAAAAAUUUGAAAAACGUAUUUUAGAAGAGUUAAUUAAAAUUUUUACAGAAACAGACUCUUUUUUUUUUUGUGAAACCAGAGAUAUUACGAAUAGUUUGCAGAGGCUUUGUGAACAACAAAAUCAAAAAGAUGAAAAGAACCAAAAUUGGCGUAUAGUUGACGAUAGAUUUUUUUGGAAUAAAUUUAUGUUACAAGAUAUUAUUAAUUUAAAUACAGAAAAAGCAGACUGUUGGAUAUUACCGAUAAUACAAGGGUAUAUCCAAAUUGAAAAAUGUCAAGUAGAAGUAGGAUAUGAUCGACAGCCAUUAUAUGAGAUAUUUAAUUUAGCUAUUAUAUCAAGACGAAGUAAAUUUCGCGCAGGAACUAGAUAUAAGAGACGGGGUGUUGAUGAAAAUGGGAAGUGUGCUAAUUAUGUUGAAACAGAACAGUUAAUUUGGUAUAACGAUCAUCAAGUAUCUUUUGUUCAAGUUCGUGGAAGUGUACCCAUUUAUUGGUCUCAGCGUGGUUAUAAAUAUAAACCACCACCUAGAAUCGACAGAGAUAAAACUGAAACAAAAGUAGCAUUUGAAAAACAUUUUACUGAAGAAUUGAAUUGUUAUGGCCCUAUAUGUAUUGUCAAUCUCAUAGAACAAAAUGGCAAAGAAAGUAUCAUUUGGGAAGCUUAUAGUAAUCAUAUUUUAAAUUAUAACCACGAAGAGAUUACUUAUACUACAUUUGAUUUUCAUGAGUAUUGUCGUGGAAUGCAUUUUGAGAAUGUCUCACUGCUCGUUUCAUCAUUAGCGAUUGUUCUGUCAGAAAUGGGGUAUUGUUGGCAUGACAAGCAGGGUACAAUUUGUAUGCAAAAGGGUGCAUUUCGUGUAAAUUGCAUUGAUUGCUUGGAUAGAACAAAUGUUGUGCAAACAGCUCUUGGAAAAGCUAUGAUGGAAAUACAAUUUUCUAAACUAGGACUUAUACCACCUGAUGGAAGUCUACCAACGAAUAUUCGUCAGACCUUUCAAUUAUUGUGGGCAAAUAAUGGCGAUAUUAUUAGUAAACAGUAUGCAGGGACUAAUGCUUUGAAAGGAGAUUAUACAAGAACAGGAGAAAGAAAAUUUACAGGAUUAAUGAAAGAUGGAAUGAAUUCUGCUAAUAGAUAUUAUUUAAAUCGAUUUAAAGAUGUUUAUCGACAAGCUACUAUUGAUAUGAUGUUGGGUAAUCUGGUAAGUGAUGAAUUGUUUUAUGAAAGAACAGAGGAGGAAGAUAAUGUUUCAACAGCUAUUCAUGUAAAAUUGUUAAUUGAAGACUGUAAAAAGUUACUUAUUCCAAAUUCUGAAUUAAUUCUCAAUUGUUGGGGAUUAAUUGAUGCUGAUCCCAUAACAGGUGAUUCCACUGAAACAGAAAUGGAUAGUAUUUUAAUUUUGACCCACGAUAGUUAUUAUGUAGCUGAUUAUGAUGAACAAAUCGAUAAAGUAACAAAUUAUCAAAGAGUAUUGUUAAAAGAUAUUGUUUUAAUUGAAUGUGGACAAAUUGAAAACACAGUAUGUUUGUUUAAAAAUAAAAAUCACUAUUGUAUUAGAAUAAAUUAUAAAAUAAAUGACGACUGUGGCUAUUUUCAUAUGUUUCGGAGUACAAAUUUACGAUUUUUCAAUAAUAUGGCAAUAGUUAUUAAAACAGACGAGGAGCGCAUAGAAUCUUUAAAAGCUAUAGUUGAAGCCAUAUAUGUAGCAAUGGAAAUUGCAAGUUUACCUAAAAUACUAACCAUCAAGAAUGCAGUUCUUGAUAAACGAAAGAGUAAAACAGUUGAUAUAAAAACUCAUGCUGGUCUUUUAGAUAUAUCGUCAUUUCCUGCAAUAACGAAAAAUAUUUCUGAAACACAACUUAAUGCACUUAAAAGUGUGGGUACAAAAGCAUUAAGUAAUAUGUCAGAACAAUUCAGUAAAUUAAAUAAAUUAAGUCAGAGUUUAGCGACAAAACGACCGAUGGAACUCACUAAAAAUAGUACGAAAUCUGAAAUUAUUCAUAAUAUCAAGCCGAUUUUUAUGAGUAGCAAAUACAAGCUAUCUGCUACAGUACAUAAGUCAGAUAGUGGUACUAACAAUAGUAACAGCAGUAACUGUGUUGAAAUUGAAAAAGAAAAAAAAAACAUUUUCUAUUACAAUAAGAAUCUAAUGGAAGGAUAUAUACCAAGUAUAGGAAUAAUUAUGGGUGUACAAAACAAUAAUAUAGACAAAGUGAGUAAGGAAUCAAUGGUGAAAGGUCAAUUAAAUAUGCCUGUCUCUAAUUUAGAAAUCAAUAUAAUAAAUUAUGAGAAAAAUGUACGUGGAAUGCCUGAAAUUACAAUACAGAAUAUUGUUGAGAAUUUUAGUAAUGUUUCCAAUAAGAAUUUUAUUUCUUCGUUAAAUUUAUCAAAAAAUAUUAGUCAUUCAUCAGAUGAGGUGAACAGUCAUUAUAUAUUUACUAAUGCCACUUUAUCUCAGAAUAACAUCCUUAAAACUACUAACAUUGGUAUCUUACAACAUCGGCCAUCAUCGGAACAAGAUCUCAUAUUAUCAAUGAGCACUUCUCAAAGCGAAUCUGCUUUGAAAUCCAUAAAAUCUAAUGUUGGUAAUACAUCUUUACCGACAGCUGCUACUGCUAAGGAUAUAUUAUCACCCUUUUCAAAAUUGGCUAAGGGUGUGCAAAUUUUUGGUGCUAAUCUUGAUCUACGUAAGCUGAAAUCAACAGGUCAAGUUGGCAUGGCAGAAAUUGCAAAAGAUUUGACAGAUCAUCAUUCUGCAGAAAUGCACAAACUGCAGAAAAAAUGGGUCAAAUGCAAAUCGAGGUUGAUAGCUUUAUAAAGAUUUUCUUUUUAUAUUAUUAUCUUACUUAUAAUUUAUCGACUUUUUUUAAAAUAC